AUGCUCUCAACUCCUCUCUUCUUCAACUUCUAUCCUCACCCUUUUGCUCAUAAACAAGGCAACCACAUUGAGGAUAUUUCCUCUUACUUUCUCCUCGAGGCGACCGGCGACUCGGAGAUUGACUCGUCGGUCGACCUCGGAGGCUCGGUCGCCUCGACGGAGUUCAACGACGCGGAAUCUUGCACUGAUGACACUCCUACUAUAUGUACUAAUGAAUUUGGGAAAUAUGAAUAUGAAGAUGAAGAUGAAGAGGAGAUGGUUGAGAAUGAUUAUGAUGAAGUAGUUGAAAGCAAGGCAAUUGGAUUCACAACAAAGUCAAAUGCUUCCAUUGAUUCAACUAAAGAGUUCAAAAUGCUGAAUGAGGUGGACAAAAACAGAUUGUUUUGGGAAACUUGUUUGGCUUCAUAG
Molecule: messenger RNA, 408 nt
Organism: Benincasa hispida (wax gourd)
Lineage: Eukaryota; Viridiplantae; Streptophyta; Magnoliopsida; Cucurbitales; Cucurbitaceae
Product: myelin transcription factor-like protein
Source: RefSeq, a predicted model, not a curated record